AUGACUGAAAAGGUGCGGAAAGACGCUCGUGGGUGGCCCAUGAACAUCCUGCAUGACUGGGCGAUUCUGAACAGGAUCGUGGAGCGCUUCGAGGCUGCGCUGCCGAAGCGAUGGCUGAAAAGAACGCGCGAGUGGCGUAAGAAGGUCCUUUUGACGGUUUAUAUGGCGGCUGUUCACCGACCGGAUAUUGAUGCGUUUAGCAAAAACCAGCCGGGAAAUCCCUAUUACAGGGAUGGAUUCAUGUGGCUAUAUAUCAACUUGGAGGACUUGUUGAAUCCCAAGAUGCUGCUGAUUUAUCUUAAUUCUCGUGGUCGCCAUUCCCCGCAUACAUUCAUCUCGACCGACUGGGCUUCGAUGAGGCUGGGGGAGGUUACAGGAAACCUCAGACCGGCUUUCCUAAACGAGCACAUUAUGAUGUUCGACGGGGAUAUGACGCCGGAAAAGUACGCAAAGCUCGUUCACUGGGACGAGGACGAGCGUGCGUUCGACUGGAUGACGACCCAGCGUGGAAUUCUGCCUGGCCACGCUCUUCUGGCCCUGGAAAUUCAGCAGGGAAUCUACAGAUUUCUGCUCGAAUGUUGUUACGCGUUGCUGGUUGAUAUUCCGCGUGAGAGACUCAUAGAAGGGGACAUGCCCAUUCAACCCGAGCCUCCAGCUCUGUCAACAUCCGAAACAGGCAUGAACUUGCUAACUGUCGUGGCGGGCGAAGCUCCCUAUCGAAUUCCUGGAAGCUUGAAUCUCAGCCGUCUGCAAGGCAUCGUCGCCGCAAAGCGCUCUGCAGCAGAGGAUCAUAUCUGGUCGUUGAGAGAAGACCCAGGUUACUUUGCAGAAGUUGUGCUCGACAGGAAGGAGCACCGACCAGAAAUCGUCCCAGACUUCGAGGGCAGUCUACACCCAUCAGUCAGACUGGCGGGAGGCAAGGGGAUGUGGAACAAAGUCCUCAACACCGUGGUUUCGGACGCCUAUUUUGCUCUUGGUCUUUGGGAUGAAGUGCAGCUUCAGCUGAACUCCUUGGAGUCAUUGUACGCGAAAUACGCAAAGGACCUGCGACCGGAACAAGACCUGCCCAAAGACUUGGAGUGGACGUUUUGCAAAUUCAGCUGGCUCCUCGAACAUAUGGUGCGAGGACCUCUCAUCAAUCUUCAAGUAGGUGUGCCUGCGUCUCCAAUGCGCCGAUUCUUUGUGCGAGCUCCACCGCAACAUGGGCGCAAUAACAUUCGUACAAUGUCGAGGGAAAGCUUAGUGGCCGACAAAAAGCGAAGCCACUUUUCUUGGAUGCUGAACACGAUAUGGGGUGAGCAGGAGAGGUUUCUUUUCGGUCUACCCAACAUAAUGGACGAGAUGGAGCGACUCAUCGAGACGGAGAAAUCCAUAAAGGACCUCAUUUCCCCGUGGGUGAUGAGCACGAUUUCAGACCUAUCAGUCUUGUCCGAGUGCCAGCGCCAGAUUUCCUAUUUCCAACCCUGGGCCGCCACUUUUGAGACGACAAUAAACGACAAACGGGAUGAAAUCAAGGAGGACUACGUGAAAAAUGUGGAUAGAUGGUCUGAAUUCGACAGAGAGAUGGAAGACGUUCAAAUCUCCGACGAGGGGACACCGACAGAUGGCCGGUUCUUCUAUCCGAUUGACAAACGCCGGACGCAGGAAACGACGGUCGCGAUGCAGCGAGCAGAAGCAAGUCUCGACGCUUUUUGGAAAAAGGUCGACUCCUCGUUCAUUAACAAGAAUGGCAUUUCUCAGCAUAGCGCAAUUCGGCAUUUGCUUUUGAAAGACCGUAUAAUGCACCGGACUCCUGACUGGGUUGAACCGAGCAAAGAUAAGUCGGCCACCGCAACUACUACCAUGGACGAUCUUUGCCUUCCCUUGUCCGAACUGUACUUCGACCUGGAGCAACGGACGCAGCGCACAAUCCGAUCGGAUGAAAAAGGCGGCCCGUCCCGAGUCAAAGUGAAGACCCGCGGUACUGCCGCACCAUCGCGAGAACAACCACAGCCCACCAGCAACCACGGACCCGAUGUCCAGCCCACGAUGGCAGUUGAUAGGCGUGCUCACAAGGUCUUCUCAGCUUUGUUCUAUACGCCGUCUCGGACUUCGCAGCCGGGUGAAGUUUCUUGGACCGAUUUGUUGCACGCAAUGGGAUCGACUGGUUUCUUGGUGGAAAAGCUGUAUGGAUCAGUUUGGCAAUUCAGUCCGCAGAAUUUGGAUGUUGAAAGAAGCAUCCAGUUCCACGAGUCUCAUCCUAGUGGGAAGAUUCCUUUCCGCACAGCUCGACGACACGGUCGACGUCUCAAUCGUGCGUAUGGAUGGCAUUCAGCCAUGUUCAAGCUCGAUGGCUAG
This is a messenger RNA of Aspergillus wentii DTO 134E9, 2337 nucleotides long. RefSeq lists its product as uncharacterized. Lineage: Eukaryota; Fungi; Ascomycota; Eurotiomycetes; Eurotiales; Aspergillaceae. Bases 1 to 2337 code for a protein of 778 amino acids. The transcript has a single exon. The record is from RefSeq and is a predicted model, not a curated record.